AUAAAGGUAACAAUGCGAGCGCUCGUAUCUAUAAACGUUGAUUGAAUAAAUCGUUCAGUUAAUUACAAUAUUAAAGUCUACUUCUUUGGCAAAGUUUCAGAGGCGGGAGAAAGUACAUAGUCUAGUUAUGCUUAGUGUGUGGCUACAUAAAUAACGAGUUAAACUCAAGUCAAUGUAACUCCGCACCAGGAGGUAAUUCUCUGGAGUCCCAGACAAUAGGCCUAGGCCGGAGUCGACGUCCUGCCCGCUGGUCGUGUCCUUGAUCCUGUACUCUCUAUAAAAGCAGCAUCUUCAUCGGCAUCUCAUUUUGGCCCUUGCCGUCCAACAAUACUCACUUCCCGCCUACAAUAUGCUCGCUACCGUAGUUCUGGUAUUCGCAGCUGUGCUGGCUACACACGCCGCCCCCGCCCCCAAUUCUGUGCUAUAUCCUGUGCUGCCAGCCGCCCCCCACGCCUAUCUCGUCAAGCCGUACGCCGCCGCCGCCCCCGUGCUGCAGCCAGCCUCCUACUCCCACGUCUCUCAUACGCAGUACACCAGCCACCCCGUGCCUGCUGUAGCUGCCGUGCCCGCUGUCUCUGCCGUCCCCGUGGUGCACGCCGCCCCCGCACUCUAUCACACCCCCGUAGUCUACCAUGCUCCCGCCUCCGCCGCACUGGUUGUCUGAUCUGUCUAACUAAUGUACUUCUCGAGGAACCUGAACAAAUAAAUUACUUUAUAGAAAUACAA
Homalodisca vitripennis (glassy-winged sharpshooter) is the source of this 726-nucleotide messenger RNA. Its product is annotated as cuticle protein 38-like. The record is from RefSeq and is a predicted model, not a curated record. NCBI's taxonomy places the organism in Eukaryota, Metazoa, Arthropoda, Insecta, Hemiptera, Cicadellidae. Bases 350 to 664 code for a protein of 104 amino acids. The transcript has 2 exons.